Molecule: messenger RNA, 1872 nt
Organism: Lodderomyces elongisporus
Lineage: Eukaryota; Fungi; Ascomycota; Pichiomycetes; Serinales; Debaryomycetaceae
Gene: SPO7
Product: Nem1-Spo7 phosphatase regulatory subunit
Exons: 1
Coding region: 1-1872 (623 amino acids)
Biological process (GO): nuclear envelope organization
Cellular component (GO): Nem1-Spo7 phosphatase complex; membrane
Molecular function (GO): protein phosphatase regulator activity; phosphoprotein phosphatase activity
Source: RefSeq, a predicted model, not a curated record
AUGAAUAAUAAUCGCAUUGCAGAGAGAAGUGGAGAAAUUUAUGAACAUGAACAUGAACAUGAAAUUGAAAUUGAAAAUGAAAAUGGAGAAGCACGGUCUGGUGAUAUGAGUUCUAACAAGUCACAUGAAUCGGUAAUUUCUAGGAACCAAAACAAGCCGCAAGACUUGUAUUCAAGUACCAGUUCUGUGGACAAUUACUCAUCAAGGGAUGAGGCUGCGCAAUUACAAACCAAUGGGGGCCGAUCGCAUAAACAAGAAGAACUAGUGUCGCCAAAAUCGCCGCGGAUAAACAAUUCCCGUAAACUCAAUAUUAUCACUCCACCCUCGCCAGAAAAUGAGUCGGUUGUGUAUUCGGAUUCUGAUGAUUUAGGUUCUCAAAGUUCGCUAGACUUGCAAAGUGAAGAUGGCAGAUACACCAAAAGAGAUAUUGGUCAACAAUUGCGCUCUCUUGCACGAGCCCCAAGCUCAGAAGAGGAAGGUGAAGAAAAUGAGCAAGGCUAUCAAGGUGGAGAAGGAUAUGAGAUAAACGUGACAGACUUGGUACUGAAGAUCAAAAGUGGCACUAAUGUUGACGAUGAUGGUGAUGACAUUAAAGGCUCAAAGUUAUCAUCAACAACAACAACAUCAUCGUCAUCGUCAUCGUCAUCAUCAUCAUUGUCGUCGUCGUCGUCUAAUGGAGAUAAAAAAGAAAAGGGCUCCAGCUUUAGUUCGGGGUCUACUUUCAAUUCCGGAAUCGGAUCAGGACUGAACUUGAAACCCUCAUUUAAAAUUGAUGAGACACCAAAGAAGCGCAACGGGCCAUCAAGCUCAACUACCCCCAAGCGGUCCAGAUCCAGCUCUAGAUUGAGGCCCAAGUCGAGAUCGAAAGGUGCUGAGGGCUUGUUUGGUUCCGAGGAGGAAACACCUAGUGGCGGGUCCACUAGAUUGAGGAGAGCUAGAAGGAAAUCCAGAGAGCCAAGUGAAAAAUCGCAUAGAUCAUAUGACAAACCUGGAACUGGCUAUACAUCAAUGCCACCUUCUGGUAAGGUUUUUAGAAACUUGUUGAUUCUUGAAGAAAGUUUAAGAGAGCAGGUCAUCCAACAGAAAGCAAUGAGGCGGAAGUAUUUAAUCUUUUUGUCGAUUCUAUGCUCAAUCAUUGCAGCUUUGACCCACCAUUUAUAUAUAUUGGACAGUUCGAUAUCUUCCACCGGUACCAUGAGGAUUAUUUUACAGUUUUUCCUUAUUUCAACCGUCAUGACAUUGUUGCUAUACCAUCUUUCUGGUGAGUAUAGAAAGACCAUAGUGGUUCCACGGAGAUUUUUGUCGCUAACAAACAAAGGUUUGAGACAGUUAAAUGUUAGAUUGGUUAAAAUCAAGACCCCAUUCACUGAUAAAGUUACGGACCAGAUACGUGAGAUUUCUCUUUCAAUUGUGUUGUUUGCUCUAAAGAUCUUCCACAUUAUAUCACCAACUUCUAUACAGAAUAAAGAUUCGAAAAUUGAGGUGUUUUUGGUCACUUGUCAAUCACAAUGUCAGCCUAGAAUUGGUGUUGCGGAUGUCAAACUCUUGCUCAAUGCAAGAGUUUUUAAUAUCGAUAUAAGAGAGGGUUGGGAAAUUUAUAGAAGCGAGUUUUGGGUGAAUGAGGGAGUGCGGAGGCGGAAUAAUAUGUUGGCGUUUAUAAACGGUAACCAGAAGCAAGAGAAGAGUAAACUAGUGAGACGGAAAAGAAAGUCAAGUUCCAUCUCUCCUCAAGCUAUGCCAUCCAAACUCAGCGAACAGAAUUUGAUGAAAUUGAAUUCGAAAUUGGAGAGCGAAGAAGAGAGUAGAAACCAUAGUUUGGAUUUUGAUAGAGCUGGUUCUCCAUUGAAGUCUGAAAUAUCGAGAGACUUUUAA